Symbiodinium necroappetens is the source of this 3862-nucleotide messenger RNA. NCBI's taxonomy places the organism in Eukaryota, Dinophyceae, Suessiales, Symbiodiniaceae. The record is from the annotation of a GenBank genome assembly.
GUCGAUGUGGCCGAGCGAAUGCUUCGGACCAUGCGGCGCGGCGGCCUCGUCCCAUCGCCCGUCGCCGUUACUUUGAGCUGUGCCUUUCCGCCUACAGCAUCUUUGAGCAGCACAGCUGCAGACAUCAGCGGCAAGUGGACAUGCUCCCUUUGUCGUCUGGAUGUGGUGCGAGACUCGACCAGGCACCUGAUUCCCGCAGACAAGGUCACCUUCUCCUGCCUGAUCAAUGCGGCUCUCGAGCUCAAUGUGCCCGACCGCACCCCGCCGCUGCUGGCGAAGUUCAGCGAGGUGCCCUUCAGAAUCCCUCCCGAAGGCGAACAUUGCACCGAAGGACCUGUGUGCACUUUGCAAGCAGUGUGGUCGGGCGUGGGCAAGGCUCAGGUUGAGAUGAACAACGAAUGCUUUUAUGCGAAGGACUACGUACUUCAUUUCCGAUGCUACGUGGCGCUGGGGAACGUCAAGGAUGCCGAAAAGCUCUUUCAGCAGCUUGACACCAAGGCCGAUGUGCAGGGGCACAAUCUGCAGCCGGACGACAUCACCCUCGGCGCCCUCCUGGAUGCUUGCAUGGCGGAGAACGAUCAGACAGUGGCCAGCGAGAUCAGCGAGCUGUUUCUGAAGAAGAACGAAGAGCUGAAUCGAGUCAUGUGUGGCUGGGCUGCCUUAUCUGUGCCACGAGGGAUUUGUACGCUCUUGAUCAAGGGCUUCGUGCGGGGUGGAGGCCUCCAGAAAGCCUUGGCGCUCUUUGAGUCCAUGAAGCAAGCAAGACAGUUCUUUGCAACGCCGAGAUUCUUAGCAUUGACGUUGAAGGAGUUCCGUUUGUUUCAUUACUUCAGAUGGAGAGCUGGCAGCUUGGAGCAUCGACAAAUGUCACGUGUUGUCCCAGACAUCAUUGCAUAUUCCGUGCUCAUCAAGGGCCUCGUUGACCAGCACCACCUGAAGCAGGCUUUGGACAUACUGGAAGAGCUCUUGCUGCAGUACACAGGGACCUACGGCACGAACAACCCGCUGCCCACCAAGCACCACAGCCACGAGGAGACGCAGCAGCUGAAGAAAAGGCCCCGCCGCAGAGGCGGGACACAGCCAGAGCACAACAAGGGGGAGGACAUGGCGGCCACCAAGCAGACUCAGCAGCGGGAGAACGACAAGCACAAGCAGCCAGGCCAGUCACAACCAGAGGAGGAGUCGCAUGGUGGCGGGGGGAGGACCUACAGCAACUCCACGACAGAGACGGGGACGGCCUUCGAGCUUAUCCCCGUUGGCCUCGUCCAUCGCAACCUGGAACCAGAACAAUGGGUGCUGCGAAUCCGAAACCUACCCUCGCCCAACUCCAGAGAUCCAGCCAGUGCUCCGCUGCACGCGCGUAAAUACCUGCUCACGUGGAGACCCAAAACAACGUCGUGGGUGUUGGGGGACCUGACAGAAGAAGAAGGGGACGCAUACCGUGCUAGCGCUAUGGUUCGAGGACCUCCAGUACCAGACAUGAGCGCAUUGGCUCAAGACCAUGAGCUCGACUACCUGUCUGUCUCCCCCGAAAGAUACGCGGAUGUGCGCAUGGCCAGGGCGAAGACGCAAUUUCCACUGGAAGACCCUUACCAACCCAGAGGGGGACGGAGGGAGGAGCUUAGACAGAUCGCGGCGGGGGAAAUCCCAGCCAUGCCACCACCACCUGACCGCAUCUACUACGCCCCCUCCGCGUCCCAAGUCCCUGCGUCAAGCCACCCCGGAACACCAGCAGCAGAAAACGGGCAGCAGGCCCACACACGGUCUCCCCAAGAACAACAGCAACAGCAGCAGCAGACCCCAGUAGGGGGAGGAAGAACCCAGCAGCAGGCACAUGACACACCCACCACCGGAGGGGGGGCAGCGAUCUCCUUUUACUCACAAGAAGCUCGCUCAGCCUUCACCGUCACGAAGGGGGAGAACUCCCCACAGCAAGGGGAGCAGCAACGGGACAGCCAACCGGCACACCCCAAAGCACCACCGCCGAAGCCGCCCAGCAGCUCGGAAGAUGAAUGGCCGAGCGAAGAUGAAGCCCCGCCGGAGGAGGAGGGGGGCCAGGCCCCACCGGGGGACAGCCUAGCCAAGCCUCUUCCUCUUCAACGGGGAGAACCUCCCACACAUAUCCACCGCCACCCCGUGAUCCGCGCCAUCUUUCAGAGGAGCAACGUUCGCGGGAGGAGUGCUACCAAGGUGGAGAACGGGGGCGGAUACGUCGCGUACGGCAGCUAUGACAGCAGGCAGGGGGGAGCGAGACGCAUCAACCCGGCCCAGAUGGCAGCCACUCUGGUGGAGGUGGUCAGGCACAUCUUGCGGGGUACACUCCACGCUACAUCAGCGCGCACGGAGCUGGCGGAAGUGGGGGAGCUGCUGGAAGAUGUCGUGGCGGACUUCGGAGCUUCUAUUAGACUCCGGGACAGCGCGGGGAUCGCAGAGGGGAGAGACGCCCUCAUGGAAGCCGUUGACAUCUUGGACCAAAUCGUCCUCAACUACAACGCCGAGCAAGACGAGUGCACCAUGGACCCUGCAACGUUGCAAGACGACCUCCUCAGACUUGCCCAACAGCUCCAGAUCGUCGUGCCCGCGCAUAACGAUUUGUUGGGGGAUAUUCCGGGAGAACUCCCCUCGCAAAGUUGGCCAUCGUCAAGUUCGCAGGAGCUCUUUGAAGGGUGUGGAGACGAGAUGGGACUUAUGCAGCAGUUGGGGGGAGGCCGAGGAGAACAUCACGUACAACGGCCCCAAACGUGGUCGGGCCUUCUGCAGCAGAUCAGGGGGGAACUCAACAACAUGCCGCUCCAGUGUCGCCACGCAUGCGUACGCAUGUGUGCCCAGUUGAUCUGUCGCCUCCACCGUCCGGGGCCCGAUCCGGCGGGGGACACCGAAGAAGGACACCAAUGCGCCAUCCAGUUACUGUCCGUCCUCGAGAACGAGUUCCCUGAAAGCUACCGUACCAACGGGCAAUAUGAAGCGGAGGGGACGAGCACCCUGGACUUGCGGGGAGCUAUCAACACCACGAAGGGAACGCGAGGGACGGCAACAGGGGAAGGACUUCGAGCCCACGGCCCUGAUGCAGUCCUUAGUUAUGGGAAGACCCAGCAGUACGACCAUACCCAACACCCGGGAAACGGCAUGGGGCGCCAACAAAGGGACAACUACGCAGCGGAAGCAAUGGAGCUGAUUACAGAAGCGAUGGGGCUGGCAAAUGAUGUUGGCAUGCGGGGAGUGGUCGACUACCUAGCCGCAGCAGCAACAAGGCUAUCGCAACUCCACACGAUCAGAGUCAGGGGGACGAACCGAACGGGGACACCGCUGCCUACACCAAACGCCUUCGAGAUUGCCGCGCUCACAGUGGGGGUCAUGGAGGAGAGCAACCAACAUGGGGAACAACCGUCAAUGGCGGAGCUGCUUGAACUGCUGGAACUGGUACAAGCAGGCAUGGCUUACAACUGGCAAGUUACGCAUUGGGCUACAGAUGCAGCGGAGGAGGCCCUAGCCCUCCUCACAGGAGCUGGGAGAAAUGACACCGCAGAUACCAUCGCGCAGGACAGGGGACAACCGAUGCAACAUCCACAGCGCGAUCCACCUGACGCACUCCAUGUAUACAGAGCACAACGAGCACUACGGCAACUGCAUCCAUUCCUGGAAGGGGAGAUGAGAGUCCUGGGGGAACAAGCGCUCGAUCAAUUGGGAGCGUGGAUACAAUCGCACUGGGGAGAAGAAGUACAGCUCCUCAGCAGCGAUGAGGAAGCGCCCACCGGCCAACAGAACCAGGGCGAGGAGAAGAUCCAGAACCGGGGGGACGCGAUGGAAGCCACAAUGCCAGAUGGGGACAGCGGGGCGGCCAGUUCCACAGCGCCCUUUACAA